AUGGAGUCCAGUGAUGCUGAAUACAUAGCUCUGGGAGAAGGUUCUACUCCACUGUUAAAGAAGGUUUCAAUUAUACCUCUCAUCUUCUUGAUCUUUUACGAGGUCUCAGGAGGACCCUUUGGUGUUGAAGAUUCAGUAAGGGCAGCUGGUCCAUUGUUGGCUCUCCUUGGUUUCUUGGUUUUUCCAUUCAUAUGGAGUGUUCCAGAGGCACUUAUAACUGCAGAAAUGGGUACUAUGUUCCCAGAGAAUGGUGGGUAUGUGGUUUGGGUUUCAUCUGCAUUGGGUCCUUACUGGGGUUUUCAGCAAGGUUGGAUGAAAUGGCUUAGUGGGGUCAUUGACAAUGCUUUGUACCCAGUUUUAUUUUUGGAUUACCUCAAGUCAGCUAUUCCAGCUUUAGGAGGUGGUUUUCCAAGGAUAAUAGCAGUGCUAGUUGUAACUUUAGCUCUCACUUACAUUAACUAUAGGGGAUUAACCAUAGUUGGUUGGGCUGCAAUAUUAUUGGGAAUAUUUUCAUUACUUCCUUUCAUGGUUAUGGGAAUUAUAGCAAUUCCCAGAAUAAAACCAACCAGGUGGUUAAUGGUAGAUUUGAACAAAGUGAACUGGGGUUUAUACUUGAACACUCUUUUCUGGAACUUGAACUACUGGGACUCGGUUAGUACCCUUGCAGGAGAGGUGGAUGAUCCUGGUAAAACCCUCCCAAGAGCUCUUUUCUAUGCUGUUAUUUUGGUUGUUUUUGGGUAUUUAUUCCCUCUUCUGAUAGGAACUGGAGCUAUUUCAGUUAAUGGUGAGCUAUGGUCUGAUGGUUACUUCGCAGAAGUUGCUAAAUUAAUUGGAGGUAUUUGGUUAAGAUCUUGGGUUCAAGCAGCAGCUGCUUUAUCAAAUAUGGGGAUGUUUGUGGCUGAGAUGAGCAGUGACUCGUUCCAACUUCUGGGGAUGGCAGAAAGGGGUAUGCUUCCUCAAUUCUUUGCUAAAAGGUCACGUUAUGGGACUCCUCUUAUUGGCAUUUUGUUCUCUGCAUCUGGUGUGGUUUUGCUUUCAUGGUUGAGUUUCCAAGAAAUAGUUGCUGCAGAAAACUUCUUGUACUGUUUUGGGAUGCUUAUGGAGUUCGUAGCAUUUGUUAAGUUAAGGAUGAAAUUCCCAUCUCUCUAUCGGCCUUAUAAAGUACCUGUUGGGACAAUGGGAGCAAUAUUGAUGUGUGUGCUUCCAUCAUUACUAAUAUUUGUGGUUUUAGCCCUUUCUUCUUUUAAGGUCUUCAUUAUAAGCAUCUCAGCUGUGAUGAUGGGGCUUAUCUUGCAGCCUUGUUUGAAAUAUAUGGAGAAGAAAACAUGGUUUAGAUUUUCUGUUAAUCCUGAUCUUCCAGAUAUUUGUGCCUCCUAG
This is a messenger RNA of Gastrolobium bilobum, 1377 nucleotides long. Its product is annotated as probable polyamine transporter At1g31830. NCBI's taxonomy places the organism in Eukaryota, Viridiplantae, Streptophyta, Magnoliopsida, Fabales, Fabaceae. The transcript has a single exon. Gene Ontology annotation, cellular component: membrane. Gene Ontology annotation, biological process: transmembrane transport. Gene Ontology annotation, molecular function: transmembrane transporter activity. The coding region runs from base 1 to 1377 and encodes 458 amino acids. The record is from RefSeq and is a predicted model, not a curated record.